CAUCGCCUCGCAGAUCGUUAGCCCGCAGUCAAAAUGGCGCGGGAGUCGGAGGUGGUGAUAGAUUACCUGACCGAGGUGGAGCUGCUGGCAGAGAACGUGAUAGCGGAUAAGCAGCAGUUGCAGGUUUGUACAAUGUAUCUUUGACUUUCUCUGUCCGAUUGUGGAGAAAGUUCUUUAUGCCUCACAUCUACUGCAGAAGGGUUGCUAUUUUUGGUCAGAAUUGACUUCCAACUCCAUGAGUCAUGGAAUAACCCACUGAAAAACUCAGGCCAUUUCUACAGAUCAUUAGUCUGGAUGGAGAAGAAUCGGAACCGUGAAGCACUGAGGGCAUUGCAAAAUAGCAACAGCCAAUCAGAUAAUGUGAUGGUUUGUUUUGGAAACAUGUUUAUCAAAUUCCCCAAGUCUAGGACGAAGGACAUGAUUCAAAAAGAUCAAGAGCAGUUGGAUGAAGAAAUAUGUAAGCUUUGUAAUCAGUUGAAAGUGAAAGUUAAUCGUUUAAAUGAAGCACAAGGAAAACCUGAACUUAAAGGAUUCAAUCUGACUCCUUUAACCCAAGAAGAAAUGCAGGCCGUUACCAAGAUCCUGAAAAACUGACAGUGCAUGGUUGACAUUGAGAAUGGUGUUACACUGUGUGUUGGAGGGAACCAUGGACAGCAGAUGAUGCAAGAUGAUAUAAAGAUGCUGACAGAGGUUGAGUUCAAAAAUUCACUGCAAUUGGCCCCAUCAGGAUUGUGACUUGGAAAAUACUACAAUUUGUAGCUGUUCAUUUUUUUUUAACCAAAUCUUGCUUGGAACCUGUACAAAUAUAUUAACUUGCCACCAUAGUUGACCACUUGUAAUGUGAACUUUUAAAAAUAAAAAUAUUCAUCUAUCUUUUUCUAAACAAA
This is a messenger RNA of Pristis pectinata (smalltooth sawfish), 887 nucleotides long. It is a transcript of the gene pdrg1, whose product is annotated as p53 and DNA-damage regulated 1. Bases 295 to 594 code for a protein of 99 amino acids. Gene Ontology annotation, biological process: protein folding. Gene Ontology annotation, cellular component: prefoldin complex. The transcript is spliced from 6 exons. The record is from RefSeq and is a predicted model, not a curated record. Lineage: Eukaryota; Metazoa; Chordata; Chondrichthyes; Rhinopristiformes; Pristidae.